AUGGCGAUGGGAGACGAGUCCGAGGUGGUGCACCUCCAAGAACAUCUCCAAAUGCUUGAGGAGCGAAACCGAGCCCUGGAAAUGCUGGAGGAGAUGCAGUCGAAGAUGAUGGCGCAGUGGGAGAGCCAAGUCCGGACGGAAGGCCGCGUCGACGAGCUCGAGUGCGAGCUGGAGAAGUCCAGGGAAUCGGAGACCCGCAUGCUCGAAUCGUUGACCUCCCAGACCAAGCAACUAGAGCAAACCAAGAUCCUGCUCGAGGAGAUGAAGCUGGAAGUGCGGAUGGUCCGCACCGCGUCGAACUCGCCUCGCAAUGGAAGAGACGAGGCCGGCGCGCUGCGGACGGAGCUCCGCCUCGCGCUGGCGGCGGAGGAGAAGAGCAAGCGCGCCAUGGACGGCCUGGCGCUCGCGCUGAAGGAGGUCAGCACUGAGUCGGGCUGGCUUAAGGGAGAGCUGGAGGCUGCGCGCGGCGAGGCGGAGAGGGUGGGCACCGCGCUCCGCCUCGCGGAGGUGGAGGCGGGGCGGCUGAGGGUGGAGGCGGAGGAGUCGGUGGCGGCGUGGCUGGAGAAGGAGGCCGGUUUCCUGGAGUGCAUCCGGACGUGCGAGGAGGAGCUGGAGGCGGCGCGGAGGGACUGCGCGUGUGCGGAGAGGAAGCAAAGGGCCGCCCGGGAGGAGGCUUCCAACCUUCGCGACAUCGUGAAGCAGGCGAUCAAGGAGGCGUCGGUGGUGAAGGAGGCGCUGGAGAUCGCGCGAAGGGAGAACGCGCAGCUGCAAGACCUGCUGGAGGCGGUUCGGCGGGAACUGGAGGAGGCCAAAGCCACGGAGGCCGCGGCCCAUCAGAGCGUUAGAGACAUGAAGCUCAUGCUGGUGUCGCCGCCGCCGGCCACCGAGCAAGGGAUGAAGGUGAAGCGGGCGGCGAAGUACCCUUCGGAGAACUGGCGGCACCGAUCGGCGGGAGGGGAAUUGUUCGACGCGGUUGAGUACUCGCCGAAGCAGAGGAAGAUGACAACAGCGGAGGAGGGCGCGGCGACGGAGGACGGGAGGGAUCCGCCGGCGCGGCAGAAGCUAAGAAGAGGCAGAUUCUGA
Zingiber officinale is the source of this 1083-nucleotide messenger RNA. RefSeq names its product WEB family protein At3g02930, chloroplastic-like. NCBI's taxonomy places the organism in Eukaryota, Viridiplantae, Streptophyta, Magnoliopsida, Zingiberales, Zingiberaceae. The transcript has a single exon. The coding region runs from base 1 to 1083 and encodes 360 amino acids. The record is from RefSeq and is a predicted model, not a curated record.